This is a messenger RNA of Cottoperca gobio, 2415 nucleotides long. RefSeq names its product centromere-associated protein E-like. The coding region runs from base 1 to 2415 and encodes 804 amino acids. The transcript has 21 exons. Gene Ontology annotation, cellular component: microtubule. Lineage: Eukaryota; Metazoa; Chordata; Actinopteri; Perciformes; Bovichtidae. Gene Ontology annotation, biological process: mitotic cell cycle; microtubule-based movement. Gene Ontology annotation, molecular function: microtubule binding; ATP binding; microtubule motor activity. The record is from RefSeq and is a predicted model, not a curated record.
AUGGAUCCAGAAGGUCAAACAGCCUAUACUGCAAACCACACUGAACCCUCCUGUGACCAGUCCGGCGGGGCCGUGCUGCUUGGCGGGCCUUCUCUGGGGACCACCCCCUUCACACCCACCUGUCACAUCACCAGACCCCACCGGAGAGUGCAGGACUGGCUCAUCAAAGCCGCCAAGCCAGUCCUGAUACUGGGGGAUUCCAACAUCUCCAGAAUCCCUCCCCAUAACAACCCCCUCAUCCAGCUGGACGGCUACCCAGGGGCUAAACACAGAGUCUUAACAGCAAUCUGCGUUCCUCCUCUGUUGUUCACAGACCGAGUGUUCGCUGAAGAAGAAACAACCAAUCAGCUGUACCAGGUCAUUGCUAAACCUCUUGUUGUUUCCACUGUUGAGGGAUACAAUGGAACCAUAUUUGCUUAUGGACAGACUUCUUCCGGAAAGACUUUCACCAUGAUGGGGAGUGACCGUACUCCUGGAGUGAUACCUCUGGCUGUGGAGGACGUCUUCCAUACCAUCAAAAAUUUUCCAAAGAAGGAGUUCCUUCUUAGAGUUUCUUACAUGGAAAUCUACAACGAAACUGUGAGUGAUCUGCUCGUUGAUAGCUGGAAGAGAAAACCCCUGGAAGUCAGAGAGACAAUCGAUAAAAACAUCUAUGUAUCUGACCUGACGGAGGAAGUGGUCACGUCUCCUGCACAAGCCCUGGCCUGGGUUCGGAAAGGAGAAGAGAACCGUCACUAUGGAAAGACAAAAAAGAAUGAGCGGAGCAGCCGCUCGCACACCAAUUUCCGAAUGAUCCUGGAAAGCCGAGAAAGGACCGACCCAUCCGGUGAAAAUGCUGAUGGAGCCAUUAUUGUGUCUCAUUUGAAUUUAGUUGAUCUAGCUGGAUCUGAGAGAGCAAGUCAAACAGGAGCAGAAGGCACACAUUUCAAAGAAGGUUGCAAUAUCAAUCGCAGCCUGUUUACACUCGGCCAAGUGAUGAAGAAACUGACAGAUGAAAGCCAGAAGGGCUUCAUUAACUACAGAGACAGUAAGCUAACCCGCAUCCUGCAGAACUCCUUGGGUGGAAACGCUAAAACGGUCAUAAUCUGCACCAUCACUCCUGUCACUCUAGAUGAGACCCUCAGCACUCUGCAGUUUGCCAGCACUGCAAAGAAAAUGAAGAACGACCCUCAUGUGACGGAGGUGUCUGAUGAUGGGGCUCUGCUCAAAAGGUAUCGCAAUGAAAUUGUAGACCUCAAACGUCGACUUAACGAGGUUUCUUCAGUCACACAGACCACAGCGAUGGAGAAAAAGGUUCUCUCCCAGCUGCUGCAAGAAAAGGAUCAGCUCCAGAGAGAACAAGAAGACCGGAUCAGAAACCUGACCAAACUGAUGGUCACCAGCUCAAACCUGAUUCCUGUUCGAAAUCUUCCAAAACGCAGGGUCACGUGGGGAGGUAAGAUGGUCAGAGUUGCCCGUCGGUCUGCAUGUGAUGGGGGUUCAUCUGACCUUAGCUUUGCACAAUCUUUCACUCGGAAGAGGAAAGCCGACGGCUCCUGUCUGAUGGAACUGGAUGAAGAUGACGAGGAUUUUGACUCUCGCUGGGAGACUCCUGAUGAGCCUUCAGAUGAAAUGGAUAUGAGUCGGAGUUCUGUGACUGUUCGAAGCUUUGAAGACAGUCCCAAAGACUUUGUGUCUCGAGACCGUAUGUGUGAGCUUUCUGGGAAAGUUUCCAACUUAGAGCUGCAGCUAGAGAUGGAGGCCCAGCAGAAACAGGAGGCCGCGGACAAAAUACAGGCAACAGAACAGAGGGCAGCAGAGCUGGAGCAGAAGCUUGAGAUGGCGGUCCAGCAGAAACAGGAGGCUGUGGAAAAGAAGACAAAUGAGUUUGCAGAGACAAUCCAGCUGUGUGAAACUCUGGCUACAGAGAAGGACGUGGUGCUUGCUGAGCGGGACUAUCUAAAGCAGGAGCUUGGGAUGUUCAUAGAGCAGAUUGAAUGUCUGGAGAAAGAGAAAGCAGCUCUGUCUCAGGAGAAGAGAGAGACGGAUGAGUUCUUGUCUCUUGAGAUCAAGUUCAUGAAAGAGUAUGAGAAUGAGUUGCAAAAUGAGAUCACCGACUUGAAAAAGACCAUCGAAGGCUCUGAGCUUCAAUGCCGAGAGCUUCAGAACAAGCUAGAAAAGCUGACUGAUGAACUGAAGAAGAAAACUGAAUUUGCAGAGGACCUUCAGAGUAUGAGCGGUAAGGACUUGGUGCAGGAGGUGGUGUCGCUUCGUCGCUCUCUAGAUGACGCUGAGGGGCUCAGCAGAGAUGCAAAGAAGGACUGGGCUGUCCUGCGCAGCCAAAACAUGGCAGUGGAGGAGAUGAAUGUAAGUGAGAUUAUCACACAACACUUCGAGUGUCGGAAAAUCUACUUAGCCGUUAAAAAGGUGGUUUAA